Varroa destructor (honeybee mite) is the source of this 1651-nucleotide messenger RNA. RefSeq names its product MTOR associated protein, LST8 (gene Lst8). NCBI's taxonomy places the organism in Eukaryota, Metazoa, Arthropoda, Arachnida, Mesostigmata, Varroidae. Gene Ontology annotation, cellular component: TORC1 complex; TORC2 complex. Gene Ontology annotation, biological process: regulation of actin cytoskeleton organization; TOR signaling. Gene Ontology annotation, molecular function: protein binding. The record is from RefSeq and is a predicted model, not a curated record.
CUGAAAAUUCCCUCAACAAUGUUACAAAUGCAAUUAGAAGAUUCAUGCAUAAAAAAAAGCAUUGCAUGCUUGCAUAAAAUCAAUUAAGUCUUUCCCAUUCCUAGAAUGUACGUGUUUGGAGCUCUGCGAAAUUUGUCAUCCGAGCAUUUAAUGUGUACCUCUGAAGAUUAAGAUCACAUGAAAACAUUACUGACGGAGCAUCGAUUAAUUGCAGGCGACGUAGUUUCUUGUUGGGGGAGGUGUACGUUUGUCAAACGUUACGAGAGCGCUAAAUUAAAUGGCAGCUAGUGUUGGAGGAGGAGGCGGUUUUUUUGGGAGCAUGACCAACAACUUAGAUGAAGGUGUCCUUCUGUGCUCAGGCGGAUAUGACAACGUCAUUAAGGUCUGGAGUGCAUACAACGCUAACUGUUGCCUGAGAUCACUGUCUCACGGCGAGUCACAAGUCAAUUGUCUUCAUAUUACCCCUGACAGAUCUUAUUUUGUCGCCGGAGGUUAUCAGUUAGUACGGCUGUACGAUAUCGCCUCACAGAACAGCAAUCCAACGGUAACGUUUGAAGGCAUCACGAAAAAUGUUACAUCCGUAGGAUCACACGAGGCGUUCAGUUUUAUGUUCACAACAGGCGAAGAUGGGUGUGCGCGGAUCUGGGACGCAAGAGACUCUCGUGGAGGCAGUCAGUGCCAGAGGAUGUUUGAAACCAAGGCGCCUCUUAACGCUGGUGUACUUCAUCCAAAUCAGACGUGUCUUUUCCUGUCGGAUCAGCAGGGCUCAAUCUACAUGUGGGAUCUUCGCAACAACUUCAAUGAGUCCCUUCUUUUAGCUAGGGAAUGUUCCAUUCAGAGCAUAGACAUUGAUUCUCAUGCUAAAAAUGCUGUUGCCGUUGAUACUAAGGGUCACUUAUAUUUUCUUCGGCUGGACGAGCCUAUGGUGGAGAAAUCGCCCUUCUUUAAUGAAUGCCCAGCUGCCCUUAAAUUUACCGCACACUCAAGGUAUGCCUUAAAGUGUAAAUUCAGUCCUGAUGGACUCACGAUCGUGACUGGUUCCGCUGACAAAACCGCUAAGCUUUGGAGUGUGUUGGAGCUGGAGGAACUCCUAGAAAAAGAACUUACGAAUUAUCACGACGAGAUGGAGAUCAAAGAGGUUGAUGUCAAACCUACCCAGGUGUUGUCGUUCGAGGGACAGCGAUGGGUCUGGGAUGUUGCUUUUACGAUGGAUUCCCAGAACCUCUUUACGGCUUCAUCAGACAAUAUCGUAAGACUGUGGAAUCUUCCAACCGGAGAGGCUGUUCGGGACUAUAGUCAUUCAAAAGGAGUUAUCGCCUUGGCAUUUAUGGAUAAGGCCGUAGACUGUUGAAAGGUGCAAUACGAGUAAUUAAAUUAAUAGGGUGUCCGUUUCCAUCGUUUGGGAGUCUGCUAGUUGCCUUCACACUUGGAACCAUUUUCAAGCCACUGAAAAUUUGAGUAGUUCUUUUUUAUAUAGGUAUUUGUAAUUACCUCGACUCAAAUAUAUAUAUAUAUAUAUAUAUAUUAUUUUGUAUAUAUAUUAACUUGAAUAAACACUAUUUUUAAGUUAACUGGUACGCUGUUUUUGCAGCUGUAUCCAAGCAAAUUAUUUUUAAAUAAGCAGUGGUAAGACGAACCGUAUGCAUUCAAA